Pseudovirgaria hyperparasitica is the source of this 1706-nucleotide messenger RNA. Its product is annotated as putative eukaryotic translation initiation factor 5. Gene Ontology annotation, cellular component: cytosol. Bases 216 to 1481 code for a protein of 421 amino acids. The transcript is spliced from 3 exons. Gene Ontology annotation, molecular function: translation initiation factor activity; eukaryotic initiation factor eIF2 binding; GDP-dissociation inhibitor activity. NCBI's taxonomy places the organism in Eukaryota, Fungi, Ascomycota, Dothideomycetes, Acrospermales, Acrospermaceae. Gene Ontology annotation, biological process: formation of cytoplasmic translation initiation complex; formation of translation preinitiation complex; translational initiation. The record is from RefSeq and is a predicted model, not a curated record.
AACCGCCCAGUCAUCCUCAUCUCGUCAACGGGUAACCCUUCAUUACACUCACCUUACAACGUCCUGCCUUCAAGACUACUCCCGAAACCCCAGCACGUAGUAGUAUUGUCUACUGCAUGUCUUUGCUACCCGAAACCGUGUUCUCCGAACUUCCUCAGCUGUCACGUCCGCUAUCCUCUUGUUAACUCUAGUUCUCUCUCCGUCAUAUUGCAAUCAUGGCUACCGUCAACAUUCGUCGGGAUAUUUCCGACCCCUUCUACCGCUACAAGAUGGAACGCAUCCAGUCCAAGAUUGAGGGCAAAGGUAAUGGCAUCAAGACUGUUAUAGUCAACUUGAGCAGCGUUGCCCACUCUCUUGCUCGUGAGCCUGGCCAUAUCAUCAAAUACUUUGGCUUCGAGCUUGGUGCCCAGACCAACACCAAUCCUUCGGAUGACCGAUGGAUCAUCAAUGGCGCCCAUGAGGCCAGCAAGCUCCAAGAUCAUCUGGACGGAUUCAUCAAUAAAUUCGUGCUAUGCAAGAAGUGCAAGAACCCUGAGACUGACAUGUCCUUCCCAGAAGGUCGUAUCAUCCUCAAAUGUAAGGCCUGUGGCGAGCGCUCCGACGUAGACCUUCGCCAGAAGCUCAGUUCCUUUAUUCUCAAGCAAGCCCCAAAGAAAGGCAAGAAGGACAAGUCCAACAAGAAGGCCGAACGCAAGGCUCGUAAAGAGCGCGAACAGCAUGAACACGAGGAAGGAUCAAAUGACGGUUCUCCACACGAUAGCAACUCCGAUAACGCGGAAGAGAAUGGCGAUGUUGAGGUCGAGGCCAACAGCGACGACGAAUUGACUCGUCGCAUCAAUAGCGAGGCCAAGAACAUCGAAAUCGAGGAGAAUAAGGAGGUCGAAUGGACAGUCGAUACGUCCGAGGCUGCAGUCAAAGCUCGCGCGGAUCAGCUCGCUGACGAUUUGAAGCGCACUGUCAUCGCCAAUGGAGGUGAUGAAGAUGACGAGGAAGGCGGAAACAAUGUGUACGACCAACUAGGCAGCUGGAUUAUCAAGGAGGCUGAAGGCAAAGGAGGCGUUGCUAAGGUGAAAGAUGUGGACAUCUAUGUCAAGGCAAAGGAAUUUGGUAUUGAGAAGAAGUACAAGACUCUUACCGUUCUGGCGCAGACUAUCUUUGACGAAGGCAUCGUCAAACAAAUUGACAGCCGCGCUGGUAUGCUAAAGAAGAUGAUUACCUCCGAGCGCCACGAAAAGGCGUUGCUUGGCGGCACUGAGCGAUUUGUCGGGAUUGACAAGCCGGCCCUGAUCCCCCAAGUAUCAGCCAUCAUGAUGAAGUACUAUGAGAACGAUCUCGUUACUGAGGAGGUCUUUACUGGUUGGGGAUCAAAAGCCAGUAAGAAGUAUGUGGAUAUGUCGACCAGUCGCAAAGUCCGCAAGUCCGCAGAUCAAUUCAUGAAGUGGCUUGAAACCGCCGAAUCCGAGGAGGAGGACUCCGAUUAGGGAUCCAAACCUGACUGGUUGACUUACCGCUGAUGAGUGCUGUGUACUGCAUAGGAUUAUGCGUUUUCACUAUCAGGGCUGAGAGUCACAGUUACACGUAGGAUGGUGUUGUCUCCAUUACUUUUGUUUAUCGUCUGCGAAAGCACUCCUCAUGUUUAUCGUCUGAACACUAAAUUGGAAGCCGUUACUCAGUUCAAUCCAAUACCUGUGCUGUACGUGUCCACC